ACUGAGGCUGGUUUGGCAUCUAGCUAGCGUUUGCCCCGACACAAGCUUCAUGGAAUGGCAAGCGUGGGGAACGAAGACAUUCUGAAUGACAGCUCCCGUAAUCCCGUAGCGUCCUGGCUGGGGAGGAUGGGAAUGGUCAGCCGAAACGUCUAGCAAGCCCAGGAUUUCCCCCGCAGGCUUUGUGAACAUCCAUGAAGGGCUCCAUCGCGUUGGUGCUCGACACGGUCACCCUAAGUCACCGUUCGGAGGACGAAAGGCAGCCCACCGCGUGAGCCACACUGACCGGGGCCGACAUGCUGAAGCCGAGUGGACUUAAAAUCCCCGGGAGGGCUGGGAAACACUCCAGCCCCAUGGGGCGCCCUGGCGCAACAGCGACCACGGCGGCUCCGACCAGCACUGCAACGAAGGAAGGGUCGCCUCUGCACAAACAGAGUUCCACCACUGCUCCAGCCACCACUGAAAAGCCGCCGGGGUCAAAGGUCGCCGAGGUGGGCGAUGACUUCCUGGGGGACUUCGUGGUGGGUGAACGGGUGUGGGUCAACGGGGUGAAGCCUGGCGUGAUCCAGUAUUUGGGGGAGACCCAGUUUGCUCCCGGACAGUGGGCCGGGGUGGUCCUGGACGACCCCGUGGGGAAGAACGACGGCUCCGUGGGUGGCGUCCGCUACUUCGAGUGCCAGCCCCUCCAAGGGAUUUUCACGCGGCCUUCCAAGCUGACCCGCCAGCCGACGGCGGCGGAGGGUUCCGGCAGCGACGCCCAUUCCGUGGAGUCCCUGACGGCGCAGAAUCUGUCGCUGCACUCCGGCACCUCCACCCCGCCUCUCUCGACCCGGGUCAUCCCUCUGCGGGAGAGCGUCCUCAACAACACUAUGAAGACGGGGAACGAAUCGGGAUCCAACCUCUCGGACAGUGGGUCGGUGAAGAAAGGAGACAAGGACUUCCGGCUCGGAGACCGUGUGCUCGUCGGCGGAACAAAGACAGGCGUGGUGCGCUAUGUCGGGGAGACGGAUUUUGCCAAAGGGGAAUGGUGUGGCGUAGAACUGGACGAGCCCUUAGGGAAGAACGAUGGAGCCGUUGCUGGAACAAGGUAUUUCCAGUGCCCACCCAAGUUUGGCCUCUUUGCACCCAUCCACAAGGUGAUCCGGAUUGGUUUCCCCUCCACCAGCCCAGCCAAAGCCAAGAAGAGCAAGCGGAUGGCCAUGGGGGUGUCAGCCUUAACCCACAGCCCUAGCAGUUCGUCCAUCAGCUCAGUCAGUUCGGUGGCCUCUUCUGUUGGGGGAAGGCCCAGCCGGAGCGGACUGCUGACCGAGACCUCCUCUCGCUACGCCCGGAAGAUCUCGGGCACCACAGCGCUGCAGGAGGCGCUGAAGGAGAAGCAGCAACACAUCGAGCAACUCCUGGCAGAGCGGGACCUGGAGCGGGCCGAGGUGGCCAAGGCCACCAGCCGCAUUUGCGAGGUGGAGAAAGAGAUUGCCGUCUUGAAAGCCCAACACGAGCAGUAUGUCGCUGAAGCAGAAGGAAAUCUGCAAAGGGCCCGGACGGUGCUAGAAGCGGCGCAGAAGGAAAAGAUUGAGAUGAUGAACCAGUUGGAAGAGGAGAAAAGGAAAGUAGAAGAUCUACAGUUCCGUGUGGAGGAAGAAUCCAUUACGAAGGGGGACUUGGAGACUCAGACGCAGCUGGAGCACGCGCGAAUCAGGGAGCUCGAACAGAACCUCUUGUUUGAGAAGACGCAGGCUGAAAAGCUUCUCAAAGAAUUGGAGGAUGCCAGGUUGACCACAGUUGCAGAGAAGUCCAGAAUCCUUCAACUAGAGGAGGAGCUGACUUUGAAACGGACUGAGGUGGAGGAGCUCAGGUGUUUGAAGGCUUCCAAUCUGCCGGAGUCUCCAGACCACACCUUUGGCUUGCAGAGUGAAGCCCUCCGUCUACGUGAUCAGCUGCUUUCGGCCAACAAGGAGCACCAGAAAGAGAGCAUCCAGCUGAAGGAGAAGUAUGAGAGGACCUUGAAGAAGCACCAGCAGGAGAUGGAGAAGUUGAAAGCACUCAAUGAAAAAUACUCCCAAGAAAUCGUGGAUCUCAAGCAAAAAGUCCAGCAGGCCACCAACGAGAACAUGGGACUGAUGGACAAUUGGAAGUCUAAGUUGGACACAUUGGCCUCCGAUCACCAGAAGUCGCUGGAAGACCUCAAGGCGACCUUAAAUACGGGCCCAGAUGCCCAACAUAAAGAGAUUGUGGAGUUGAAAGCCGCAGUGGAAAGCGUCAAGAUGGAACACCAACUGGAGCUGGAGAACCUGAAAGCCAGGCAUGAUAUUGAAAUGGCAGUCCACGUGAAAGAGAAAGAAGGUCUGAAGCUGAAGCUUCAAGAAGCCAAGGAUGGGUUGGAAGAAGUCAGCAACAACUGGAAAAUGCAGCUGGAGACCAAAACGAACCAGCAUCUUCUUGAACUCCAGGACCUGAAGGAGAAGUGUCGGGACGCUGAACUCCGGGUGCACGAACUGGAGAAAUUGCACAGCGACUACAAAGACCAGGCACAAGGCAUCGCUUUCUUGAAAGAGCAGAUCUCCUUGGCGGAGAAAAAGAUGCUGGACUAUGACGCGUUGCAGAAGACAGAGGCCCAGAGCAAACAGGAAAUCCAGCGGUUGCAGGAGAAAGUUCUUGUCUUAGAGAACAAGCUGCAGCCUUUGGAGUCUCGCCAUCCAUCCCAACAUGCCAAUAUGAUAGAAACAAAUGACAUCUCGGAGGAGAAGAUCAAGAUGAAGCAGAUCAUGGAAGAUCUCCAGGACAAGCUGAGUAAAAAAGACAAAGAGGUCUCAUCUCUUGUCUCCCAGACGGAAUUGCUAAGGUCCCAAGUAAGUGCUUUGGAAAACAGAUGCAGAAGCACGGAGAGGAAGGCCGAUUCUCUGUUGAAAGAGAAGACAAGGCUGGAAGCAGAAUUGGAAACGGUGUCUAGGAAAACCCACGAUGCUUCUGGUCAGCUGGUUCUGAUCAGCCAGGAACUGCUUAAAAAAGAAAGAAGCCUGAAUGAGCUCCGCGCGUUGCUCAUGGAAGCCAACCGGCACUCUCCCGGGCCCGAGCGGGACUUGAGCCGUGAGGUGCACAAAGCCGAAUGGAGGUUGAAGGAGCAGAAACUCAAAGAUGAUAUUAAGGGAUUGCGGGAGAAGCUGAUUGUCCUGGAUAAAGAGAAAGCCGUGACCGAUCAACGGCGUUAUUCCCUCAUUGACCCUUCGUCGGAGUCGGAGGUCCUCCGGUUGCAGCAUCGGCUCGUCCACACCGAGGACGUCCUGAGGAACGCGCUGGAGCAGGGCCAGCAGAUGGAGAAGCUCAUGGAGGCCAUGAGGAGCACUUCAGAAAAAGCACAGACUAUUGGAAACUCUGGAUCGGCAAACGGGAUCCAUCAGCAGGAGAAAUCUCACAAACAGGAGGAGAAGCACUGAUGACAGAGAAGAGGUGGAAACGAGACUGUAUGAUGAUAAGAUACAUUCCUCAAAAGACGUUGGAAAUGAGAUGGCUCCCCCCCAAAAAAAAUCCAGUUAAAGCGCCACCUAAAGUAUUUUCUGCUCUACGAACACUACUGCACUCAUAACGUAUUUCCACAGACUUCAAGAAGUCAACCCUUCGUUGAGCGUUGCUUCUCAAGCUGGGCCCAGUCCCUGAAGAAGACGCCGUGAGCAUUUCAGUGGUUGACCUUCUCCCGAUGCGAGGAUUGUAUUCUUGGCCAGGGAUUUCUAGUUCCAGUAUCUUGGAGGGUGGGGGCCCGGCAGCGGUGGCUGGUAAGAGUUGGGCCUGGGCAGUACAGAACAUGGGUGAGAUAUAUUUUUCCCCGCUUAGCCCAUUUUGGAAAGGUUGGUAAGGAUUUGUAACUAAGGAUCUGUAUGUGACGUUUGAAUCCCCUGCUUAAAUCUUCCCACUAGACUCUGGUGUUCCCACCCACCCCCUGUUCUGUGCUUUGGCGGGACUGCAGAAGGACGAAGCACGGUUCACUGUGGGAGGCACCUCGGCUUGUCUGUGCCCGUGGGAAAAUAAUCUCUCUUGCCUCGCCCCUACCCUGUAAGACAUUUUUGAGGUACAGAAUCUGGAGGCUGUGCUCGAUUCUAAUCGGAUAAUCUGGGGUGCCACAUUCUGAAGGUGGUCUUUUAACUUAUUUUAACGUCGGUAACUUUCAAGUCUUAGUUGUUUGGAGCAUAUGAAAUGGUGGCGGACUGGCGCUGCUGCCCGUAUGUUUAAGGGCUCGAGGAUCCUUCUUGAAUCCACCAGGGCCAAGAUUGGAGUAUGAAACAAAACCCGGUGUGGACAUAGGCAGAUAUAAGGGUCAGUGUAGUUGAAUCCUCAGCAGACCUCUGGAGGCUUUUUGGAGGUUCUGCUUCUCUCUCAGUGGCUUUCUCACCAAGAUUUGCUUUUCUCCCAAACAUUUUCUCACUAAAACCGGAAGUUAAUUCCGGCCCCUGCUAACACGGGCGCAGUUGAGACAUGCAGCGAAACAGAGGCAAAAUGGCUUAAAACACACACACACACACACGGUUCUGUGGAGCUUCAUGACUUCACUUGGGGCUGGAUCUGUUAAAGUGUUCCAAUGCCCCACCAAAAAAAAA
Molecule: messenger RNA, 4583 nt
Organism: Pogona vitticeps (central bearded dragon)
Lineage: Eukaryota; Metazoa; Chordata; Lepidosauria; Squamata; Agamidae
Source: RefSeq, a predicted model, not a curated record